AUGUCGACAGACUACAACUAUGACGACAAGGGACAAUUCUUCCCCUUCUUCGUCCUCACCCUGACGAGUCUCGUCACUCUUCCUCUGACGUACAAUCUCCUCCGGCCGAGCAAGGGACUGGAGAACACCGCACCGCGGAUAAAAUCAGACUUCAAGCCCGAACAUGGCGACCUCAUUGACGCGCAGAAGCGCAAGCGCUUGCGCAAGGAACGUCGGAUCAAGCGCAUUGUCACCGUCGUGGUGGGCUACGCUGUCAUGGCUUGGAUGGCAUAUUUGAUCGUCGUCACAGCACGGACAGUACCCAAGAUCUGGGAUCCGUAUGAUAUUCUUGGUAUCUCACGGAGCGCCGAUGAGAAAGCGAUCUCCAGACACUACAAGCGCCUUUCACUCGUCUACCAUCCCGACAAGAUCCGCCCCGAUCCCGCCAAGAAUGAGACCAUCGAGAUGCUCAACGAGCGCUUCGUCGAGCUCACCAAGGCCUACAAGGCAUUGACCGACGAGGAGGUUCGCAACAACUACAUUCAGUACGGCCACCCAGACGGCAAGCAGAGCAUGAGCAUCGGUAUUGCUCUCCCCACGUUCAUUGUCUCGGAAGGCUACUCCAAGUACACCCUGCUGGUCUACGGUGCUCUGCUUGGCGUUCUUCUCCCAUACAUCGUCGGCCGCUGGUGGUACGGCUCUCAGCGUUACACCAAGGAGCGCGUUCUCGUCGCAAGUGCUGGCAAUAUCUUCCGGGAAUAUAGAGACGACAUUACUGAUGGCGGAAUCAUCAACGCGCUGUCCUCGGGCGAUGAGUUUAAGGAGAUGUUGCAAGGACCCCGGUCCGAUGCUGGAUUGGCGAAGCUUGAGAAGAGAGUCUUGGCGGAAGAUUCCUCGUAUCUGACUCCCGAAGACCGCGCGGUCAUCAGGGGACUCGAUGAUUCGAGCAGACGGAAGGCGCUGGCGUUACUCUGGGCCUAUCUCGGUCGCGUUAAUCUGGAAGACGCCACGCUCAACGGAGAAAAAUACGAAGCCGCCCCCAUCGCCCUUUCACUGAACGAAGCCUUCACGGCCAUCGCCCUCGCCUUUGGUAAUCUCCGACCAAUCCUCGGAUCCUUCCGCACCGCACAGCACCUCAUCCAAGCCGUCGCACCUGGCUCCUCUCCGCUCCUCCAGUUGCCGCACUUCACGCCAGAACUCGUGCAGACCAUCGAAGGCGUCGACAGCAAGGAACACUUCACUGUGCAAAAGUUCAUGUCCAUCCCGGAAGCCGAGCGCUACAGCCUCACCGUGGGCGCCGGCCUCCUGAAUGAGAAGCAAUACACGACUGCCAUCAACGUUGCCAAGCAGCUCCCCGUUCUCGAUGUGUCUCGGGCCUUCUUCAAGGUGAUGGGCGAGAAGGUCAUUACGCCGAGCAGUUUGGUGCAACUCGUCGUCAAAGCGCGCUUCAUCCCCCCGGGUUCCGCCAACGUCCCCGCCCCUGCCCCCGCCGACCUCGAGGACAUCGAUCCGGACGAGGACGACCUCGACGCCAUCAUGGGCCGCAACGGCAAGAAGACCAAGGUCGUUAACGGCCAGAGGGUCGAAGAAGCUAAGUCCGAACCCGUGCAACCUCCGCUCGCGCACGCCCCCUACCUCGCCCGCGACCACUCCCCGCGCUGGCACAUCUUCUUGGCCGACGCCAAACAGGGCAAGAUGGCCGUGCCCCCCUUCACCUUCACCACCUUUGACAAGCCACUCUUCGACCCCGUCACCGGCCAGCCCACGUUCAACGUGCAGACCCUCAAGAUGCAGUUCCAGGCUCCCCCCCAGGUCGGUGACUUCACGUUUGUGAUGCAUAUGCUCUGCGAUAGUUAUUUGGGCCUCGACACCAAGCUGGAAAUCACCCUGCACAUCGACGAUCCCGCCAAGGCCGCCGCGUUGGACGAGGAGGAUGAUAUCAGUGAGCCCGAUGAGGACUCGAUAGCCGGCCAAAUGCAAGCCCUGAAAACCGGCCAAGCCCCCAAGAAGAAGGCCAAGAAGCCCUCGGCGGAGUCCAGCGAGGACGAGGAGAGUGAUACCGACGGUGAUGCAGGCGAUACCAGUGACACGAACACGGAGACGGAUAUCGAUGAUGAUGAUUGA
Messenger RNA from Aspergillus uvarum CBS 121591, 2103 nucleotides. Its product is annotated as J domain-containing protein. The transcript is spliced from 6 exons. Gene Ontology annotation, biological process: SRP-dependent cotranslational protein targeting to membrane; post-translational protein targeting to endoplasmic reticulum membrane. The record is from RefSeq and is a predicted model, not a curated record. Gene Ontology annotation, cellular component: Sec62/Sec63 complex. NCBI's taxonomy places the organism in Eukaryota, Fungi, Ascomycota, Eurotiomycetes, Eurotiales, Aspergillaceae. Gene Ontology annotation, molecular function: RNA binding; transmembrane protein transporter activity. Bases 1 to 2103 code for a protein of 700 amino acids.